This is a messenger RNA of Xyrauchen texanus (razorback sucker), 4455 nucleotides long. RefSeq names its product minichromosome maintenance 10 replication initiation factor (gene mcm10). Gene Ontology annotation, cellular component: nucleus; replication fork protection complex. The coding region runs from base 76 to 2604 and encodes 842 amino acids. The record is from RefSeq and is a predicted model, not a curated record. The transcript has 18 exons. Gene Ontology annotation, biological process: DNA replication; DNA replication initiation. Gene Ontology annotation, molecular function: single-stranded DNA binding; DNA replication origin binding. Lineage: Eukaryota; Metazoa; Chordata; Actinopteri; Cypriniformes; Catostomidae.
CAACAUUGAAACAACAACUGCAGCGUCCGAGACACUUCUUCCCUUUUUAAACAAGGAAAAAGAAUCGAAAUCAAAAUGACAGAAGAGGAGAAUCUGGACAUCUUGCUGUCUUUAUUUGCGGAGAGUGAGGGCCAAGAUCCAGAAACUGCUGCAGUUGCUGGAGAGGGAAGUGACAAUCUGGAUGACCUCUUUGAUGGGGAGGAUGAUGAUGGUGAUCAAUAUGUUGAGCCAGAGGAGGAACAGGAGGAUGAGGAAAAGGUAGCACCUGGGAAAUCCAGCUCAACUGGUGGCGAUGGUGACUUGAAUAAAUCGAAAGAAGAUCUGGAGGCUGAAUUGAAGUCGAUGCAACAGAAAAUGCAAAAAUUACAACAACAGCUAGAGGUUUCACAGAGAAAUACACAACCAGAAAACAAACCUUCCUUAAAGAAGCAGUCAAGCACCAAAUCCUUAACACCAUCCCAGGGGCUUUCUAAAACCGCCCCACAAACACAACAUGCCAGUAGGGCUUCUCUGCCAUCAUCAGACACCACAGCAAAACUAAAAAACAAGCAGAGAAUGGCUCACGAAUCUAAAGCAGCCACCUCAGAAACGCUGAGUCCUAUUGGCCAGAGAAUGAGUAACUGCCAACUGCCAAUGAGAGCGCACACAGAAGUAAACAGCACCUUGAAGUCACCUCCCCCUGUUAAGAGUCCUCCCACUGUGCGUCAAGCCACGCCCCGUUCAUCUGUCAGUCAAGAGGUAGCUGUGGAGAAGUUCUCAGGUCUCAGACUCAGGAAACCACGUCUGUCUUCCAUAGAUUUAGAGCAAAAAAUGGCCAACCGCAGGAUGAUUAAGCUUUCUCAGUUACCCGAUCGUCUGGCUAGGGACAAUUUGGAGGAUAGUGACUGGGUCACAUUCGCAGUUGUCGUAAAUAAGAUCACCCCACAAAGCAAAAACAACGGGAAAACCUUCAGCAUCUGGAAACUGAAUGAUCUGCAUAACCUGGAGGUCUAUGUGUCUCUCUUCCUGUUUGGUAAUGUGCACACAGAUUUGUGGAAGACUGACACUGGAACAGUGAUUGGCAUCCUCAAUCCAAACCCAAUGAAGAACAAAGAUGGUUCCAGUGAGGUCUGCUUGACAGUGGACCACCCACAGAAGGUACUUAUGUUAGGGGAAGCCAUGGAUUUCGGCACCUGCAAGGCUAAAAAAAAGAACGGAGACUCCUGCACUCAGCUAGUCAAUUUGUAUGAAUGCCAGUACUGCCAAUACCACGUCAAAGCCCAGUACAAGAAAAUGAGCUCAAAGAGGGCAGAGCUACAGUCCAGUUUCACAGGCUCCGCCCCUGGCAAAGCAAAGGGGCGGGGAAGUUUGAAGGAACGCCUCUGCCAAUCUGAUUUCCACUAUGGGGGCAUGUCUUCACUCGCCUGUGCACCCUCAAUGUCUGCCCCACAGCCAAAGAAACAACCCUCUAUUAAGUCUGUUUUGGCAUCUAUCCCAACUAAGAAACUAGCUCUGAAUUCAGGUGCAGUAUCAGGCUGUUCAGAUGAUUUCAAAGAUCUCAUGUCUAUGCCGACGCCAGGAGCACUUCAUAUUAAGAGACAUUUAGGACAAUCCAAGAAUACAGAUGUGUCUGGAUCUCCAGUUCAGUCUAUCUCUGCAUCUGACCUCCUCAAACAGCAAAAAGAUCAGCACCAGCAGAGACUAAUGGCCAGAAAGAAGAGGGCAGAUGAGAUUCAGAAGAGAGUGCUCCAGAAUAGCACAGGGCCUGUUGUUCCCUCACGACCAACUGUAAACAGGAGUCCCUUGAUUUCCCCGAAAGCUGCCUCAGAGGUUCCAGAAGGACCCGCUGGGCCCAUGUCCCGUCUCUCAGACCGUCCUGUUCCAACACUGGGGCGUGGCUUUUCAGAGGGGGAGGAUAUUCUCCUCGAUCUUUCUCCGCCUUCAGCAAAGAUCAAAUCAGCUGCAAAGUUGGCAGCAGUGAGGAAACUGCAAGCAAAAGGCUCAGUCAUUGUUAAAGAUGACCCGAACGCUGUGAAACGCAAGCGAGCCAGCAGCGAUGAAAUCACAGAGAGAGUGGCACAAAAUCUAUCCACACCUGAAGUAACAGAUGAAAAUUCAACUUGUGAGGAGGAGGAGCCAGCUCUGAAGAAGAGGCGGGCACAGCUAGAGUACAUUCAAUCAGAGGAGUUUCAGCGUAUCCUCGAUGCCAAAUCCUCAAACUCAUGGAUGAUGGGAGAGAUCGAGGAGAAGGCCAUGCAAGAGUAUUUUGAACCACUGGUGCAAAAGGAGAAGAUGGAGGAGAAGAUGAAGAGUAUAAGGGAGAUGAAAUGUCGUGCCAUCACCUGCAAAACUUGUAAAUACACCCACUUUAAACCAGCCGACCGUUGCGUGGAAGAGAAACACGACUACCUCUGGCACGACGCUGUCAAACGCUUCUUCAAAUGCCCAUGUGGGCAACGGAAGAUCUGCCUUGCACGGAUGCCACACGGUGCCUGCAGCCACUGUGGUCUCUUCAAGUGGGAGAGAGACGGCAUGUUAAAGGAGAAAAAGGGACCCAAAAUCGGUGGUGAGCUGCUGCUGCCGCGUGGAGAGGAACAGCCCAAAUUCCUUAACAGUAUGAAGUAGCAGAAGGUUUCCUUGUGUGCUGCCUGAUCCCUGCCUUUCUCCACCUGUUCAGUGAAGACUCAUUAUAAUGUCGCCACAAGCAGAAUGCGAGACAGGGACUUUGAUAUGCCAGAGAGUAAAACAAGACCUUGAUAUGAUUUUUUUCUUUUACUUGCUUAUUAUGUAUCUGGUGUUUUAUGUGCAUUUUUUAACCUGAAGUUUCAAUUAUUUUAAAAUGUAAAUAUUAUUAAGUACUUUUCCUGUUUUCAUUGUGAACUUUUAUAUGUAAUGUGCCAAAAGGAACGCCUGAAUUAAACAAUCAAGUAUAAAUGUGCUGUUUUAUCAAAUUCAAACUCGAAAUCAGUCAUUGAUUUAACCCUUGUGCAUCAAUUAAAAAAAGUUACACAUAGGUUCAUUAUGGACAAAAAUGGCCAUGUCCAAAAACUGUCAUAAAAAUAUUAUAGAUUUAUAUUUUUUUCCACUUUCACUGACAUAAUUUUUUUAACCAGCAUCAGCUCUAAUCAUAAUGACCAAACAUUCAUUCAUUUUUAGAAUUUUAACCCUUUAAACGCUGGUUUGUUUACAUAAUGCCACUGUUGUUUUUUAGGAAAAAAUUAAAAAUAGUAAUUAUUUUCAAUUUAAUAGAUGCUAAGCAGAAUUUUUUUUCUUUGAUUAUUAGAGCCUCGGAUAUGUCAAUGAUUAACAACAACAUUCAUUUUGAUGCUUUCCUAUUUUUUAUGCAGUAUCAGAUUUAAAAAAAAGCUACCACUUAGGUCCAUAAUGGACAAAAAUGGCCAUGUCAAAAAAGUGUCAUAAAAAUAUUAUAGAAUAAUAUUUUUUUCUACUUUCACUGACUUAUAUUUUAACCAGAAUCAGUUCUAAUCAUAGUUACCAAACAUUCAUUUAUUUUCAGAAUUUUAACACUUUAAACGCCGGUUUGUUUACAUAAUGCCACUGUUGUUUUUUAUAAAAAAUAUAAUUAUAAUUAUUUUCAAUUUAAUAAAUGCUAAACAGAAUUUUUUUAAUUUUUAUUAUUAGAGCCUCAGACACAUACAAACCACACUCUGAAAUCCAUACCAACCCACUCACACAAUUAUAUAUUCAUAAUGUAUCUAAUUGGCUCUAUAAUAUGCAUAAGCCAAAAACAGCAGAAAACAACAACAAAAGCGAUGAUAUGCCAAACCUGAAAAAAUGGCACGAUCUGAUAAAAAAUAUUUAAAAUGUAAAUUUUGAAGCCUUGCCAACAUAAUGAAAGCAUGUUAAACAAGAUUGCAUAAUUUUAUAGUUAAAUGGCACUGGGAUUAAAAAUCACAGUUUUAAUGGGUUUCAAUGUGCCAUUUUUGUCCAAAACGACGCUAAGAGGGAGUAUUUUGUGUAACUAGUGCAAAAAAUAUUUUUUUAAAGAAAAUAGGGUGAAAUAUUAAAAUUCCAAUAAAAAUUCACACCAGUGGAAAAUUUUAUGCAGUUAGCAUUAACACAGACAAAGUUAUCAAAAAAAACAAAACUGAAAAAGCCAAAAAUGUCCACAAGGAUGCACAAGGGUUAAUCAGUUGUUGACUGCAGAGGAUGGCACACAUGCUCAAUCUUGUUUGGCUCCUGGUAUGAAGUUACUGUAUAUUUGAAAGAUUUAAUACCCCCUUGUGCUUUUCUUUAAGGAGUAGGUGUUGCAAUAAGCCAUUCUACUGUCAGACAGGAUGACAGCACCUAGGAUUUUGAAGGAUGAUAAAUCUUUCCACUUGUCUAUUUUUGCCUCAUUUUCCCAUCUGUCUAAGCUCUCAACAAAGCAAUGUUCAUUCCAUGACCAGCAAAUACUGUCUCCGAAUUAUUAUCCAGCCUGUAGGUGCAUGAACUCAUGCAUCUGUUUUAAUAUAU